AUGGAGGGAUUAAAGGUCUCAGACGCGGAAUUGAUUGUUUACAUUCAUCCUUCCAAGUGCGGAAACGAGGUUCAGGCGAUUUAUCGCGAGCUCAGUUCUCUUCUAUUCCAGUAUGAUGAAACAUUCGAUGGGGUUCUAUUGGGUUAUGAUUUUACUGUGGAAAGCAAACAAGCUAAAAUCCUUGCGGGGCUUACUCCUUACUUUGGCGUUAGGGUAAACGCAAAACUUCUGCUUUUUGAUCCAAAGCCCAAUAAUUUUGUUGAAGGGAAGAUUGUGAAGCUUUCAGCAGAGUCAAUCCAUGUUGUUGUUCUUGGGGUCUCUGCUGCAGUCAUAACGGAUAUUGAUAUCCGUGAAGAGUUCAAGUACAAAAUGAGAGAUGGUGAAGGCUGCUUUGUGAGCAGAUCGCAUAAACGUCAUGUUCUCAAGAUUGGAACAAUGUUACGCCUUCAGGUCGAAAGUUUUGAUCAAGAGGUGAUGCAUAUAGCUGGAUCUCUUGUUCCGGCUAACACAGGCUGCGUCAAGUGGCUGGAAAAGCAGUCUAGAGAAGCUUUGCAUAUGGAUAGGGAUGAUCAUAAGCGGAGGAAAAUCGCCUGA
Thlaspi arvense is the source of this 594-nucleotide messenger RNA. The record is from the annotation of a GenBank genome assembly. Lineage: Eukaryota; Viridiplantae; Streptophyta; Magnoliopsida; Brassicales; Brassicaceae.